GCACGAGGAGCUGAAGAUUUGCAAUGCAAUAUGCGCUGAUCACCAACGAGACCCUUGAGAUCUAAGUUUGGUACAGGAGUUACAAAAUAACUCUCCCAGGUGAGACUUGUGUCAAUAAUGUAUUGCUCGAAUACAGAGAAUUUGGCAAACUCCAGCAGACUGCAAUGUCUGGUGAAACUCGAAGAGACUGUCUACUACGCUCUGCAGAAGAAACAGAGAGAUUUAUCGGGAUACUUUCAGCUUAAUAUAAUUCUACUUGCAAUUGGUAUGGGAAACUAUGAAGAAUCAGUUCUUGACUCGCUUCAGCGCUUAUCCGACCGAAAACUAAUUUCAUGGCAGUAAUCUUGCCGCUCGAUGACACGAUGUGAAGGCGAUUCCGAUUUCUUGCGAAUCUUUGAUAGAAUCAGCUGAGUUGCUAUAAUGUCAGGCUUCAGUUUAUCAACAACAAUAAGUGCUGGACACAGACGUAUGGUUGUCGUUAUAUCUAGUCAAUAGACAUCGCAAAUUCCUUAAACGCUUCCAUGCAAAAUCUUUGAGCUUUCAAAGUUGUUUGCGUUGCAUGUCUAGGAAAACUAAGUAUACAAGACAAUUUAAGAUCAUUGAUCUGAUUAUUUCAACUAUUUUGUUUAAUCUUGUAAGCUUGUGCCCUUUCAAACUCUUGAAUCUCAGCAUUGGCAUCUGAAAUAUAUCUCACUACGCCUUGGACUCUUAUGAUGACACCAUCGACUCACUACUCUUCACGAUUUUCAAGGUCGUCGUUUAUCAUAAAGUCAAUAUUGGCUAUCAAACGGCACGCGCCAUGCAUC
Molecule: messenger RNA, 806 nt
Organism: Plasmopara halstedii
Lineage: Eukaryota; Oomycota; Peronosporomycetes; Peronosporales; Peronosporaceae
Exons: 1
Coding region: 118-342 (74 amino acids)
Source: RefSeq, a predicted model, not a curated record